Molecule: messenger RNA, 1752 nt
Organism: Guyanagaster necrorhizus
Lineage: Eukaryota; Fungi; Basidiomycota; Agaricomycetes; Agaricales; Physalacriaceae
Product: xanthine/uracil permease
Exons: 12
Coding region: 1-1752 (583 amino acids)
Biological process (GO): transmembrane transport; xanthine transport
Cellular component (GO): fungal-type vacuole; plasma membrane
Molecular function (GO): xanthine transmembrane transporter activity
Source: RefSeq, a predicted model, not a curated record
AUGUCAUCCGGCAUUCCCACGAGCCAACCCAAGCCUAUCGCUCAACCCCAAGUUCACUCCCGGCAGGCUGCCCUCAAAGAACGGACAUCUCGCAUCACAAAGAAAAUUACGACGCGAGAUGGAUGGUUGGGGGACUAUGAUUAUGGAUGGCUUUGUAUGCCUGCAUUGCCAUACGCAAAGCAGAAACGAGCGCCGCCAUUCUAUGCUUUAGACCAGGAUCUUCCAUUGAUACUUGCUAUUUCAAGCGGGUUUCAACAUUCCCUUGCUAUGCUUGCUGGUCUUAUCACCCCUCCCAUUAUCUUCGCGUCUGCUUUAAGCCUUGAUGACGAGCUCUCUGCUUAUAUGAUCUCCGCUUCGCUUAUUGGAUGUGGUGAUCUCGUUCAAAUGUCCCGGAUACCGCUUUUCGGCGGUUAUUACCUUGGAACCGGUUUGAUCACCGUCGUCGGAACGAGUUUCGCCACUUUGAGUACUGCCAACGCCAUCUUUGAUGCCAUGUAUACCGAUGGGACUUGUUCCUCCACGACUGCAGAUGACGGAACUGUAACACGCUUGGCUUGUCCAGACGCGUACGGAAAGGUCUUGGGAACCUCCCUUAUCUGUUCAUUCCUCGAAAUAUUCAUGUCAUUCGUACCUGCCCGCAGGCUGAAGCGUAUUUUUCCGCCCAUUGUCACUGGCACAGUGAUCGUUAUGAUUGGGGCUUCCCUUAUCGGAAGCUCUGGCAUCCCUAAUUGGGGCGGAGGUUCCAAUGAUUGCAUGGAUCACCCCACCUCGGGAUAUUUUGAGUUGUGUCCCAACAUUGCGGCACCACGUCCCCUUCCCUGGGGAUCGGCCGAAUUCAUCGGCCUUGGCUUCUUGAGUUUUGUCACUAUAAUGUUAACUGAAAUGUUCGGGUCACCAUUCCUGAAAAACAUCAGUAUCGUUGUCGGCCUCGCCGUUGGCUGUAUUGUUAGUGGUGCUGCUGGAUACAUCGACGGAAGCAGUAUCUCGUCAGCCCCGGCUAUUACCUUCUUAUGGGUACAUACCUUCAAAAUUGGUGUAUAUCCUCCCGCGAUAUUGCCUAUGUUGGCAGUCUAUGUGUCUGUCGCGAUGGAAGCCAUCGGCGAUAUUACCGCGUCUGCUGAAGUCUCAAGAGUCGCAGUCGACGACCUCGAGUUUGACUCUCGGAUACAGGGCGGAGUACUAAGCGAUGGCGUCGGUGGAUUCUUUUCAGCGCUAUUCACCGUAACUCCCCUGUCCAUCUUUGCCCAGAAUAAUGGUGUGAUCGCCAUCACGAGAUGUGCUAACCGCACAGCUGGUCGAUGGUGUUGCUUCUUCCUGAUCCUAUUCGGCGUGCUCGGAAAGAUAUCCGGUGUCUUCCUGGCCAUUCCCAAUCCCGUCCUUGGCGGAGUAACGACGUUCUUGUUUGCCACGGUGGCUACAUCUGGUAUCCGUGUCCUUGCAUACAACGCCUUCACUCGGCGUGAUCGAUUCGUGCUUGCUGCCGCUCUUUCUUUCGGGUUUGGUGACCUGUUGGUGCCUACCAUCUUCGAGCACCUCUUCGAUGGUGUAAACAAUCCAAGCAAGGGCUUGCAAGGCCUGUUCGACUCCAUCACGAUCAUUCUCAGUACACCUUUCCUUGCUGCGGGUAUCAUGGCCGUCAUUCUCAACCUUACUUUACCUCAAGAAUUGGAUGAGCAUGAGCGUGAACAUGACGACGACGACGACGGCGCAGAACUUGCUGAAGUCGAAUCUCAGGAGCACAAGUCUGGCUAG